GUUAAUGCUAUAAGAGUUUGGGUCGGUACAUAUUCUGAGGUUGUAGGUUUUGCUUCACAAGAUUGAGUGAGUGAGUUAUGGCUGAGACGUGUGUUUAUAACGGCAGAGUUAUAGCUCCACUUACGAAGGACAACUCUAGAGUGUGGUUUAAUUUGGUUAAAAACUAUCUGAUAGUUCACCAUCUUUGGGGAGUGAUCAUUGAUGAUACAGCUCCUCAUCAAGAUGAUCCUUCCUGGAGACAAAAGAAUGAAGAAGCAUUGCGCAUCUUACGCAUCACAUGCUCGCCGGAGACUCGCCGCCUGAUAGAAGGAGUCUCUGAAGCCAAGGUUGCAUGGCACAUUCUCCAUGACAGAUUCGCCCACAAGCCAUCUGUGAAUGUAGCAGCGACUUCUUUUGAUGUGAGCAUUUUGUACAAUGCUAUAUGUGCUAACAACUGGGAGGCAGCAAAAGAAUUCCUUGAGCGACAUCCAGGUGCCUUGACUGCAAAACUUACAGCUACAAAUGGAACACCUCUCCAUGUGGCUGCACUUUUUGGACAUUUAGAAAUAGUAGAGGAGUUAGUGAGAUUAACUAGCCCAGAAUUCCUUGAAAUAGUUGAUGAUUAUGGCUCUACUCCACUUGCAAUUGCUGCAUCUACUGGGGUCAUUCAAAUUGCAAAAUGCAUGCUUAAUAAGAAUAGAAACAUACUUGGCAUUCCAGACUUGAGAUAUCAUCUUCCUGUUGCAUUGGCCAUUGGUGCUGGUUAGAAAGAAAUGGGACGUUUUCUCUAUAAGGAAACCCCAUUGGAAGUCCUCAAACCCCAAAAUGGCUAUCUAGGUUCUCGUCUUCUUCGUGCAUGUUUCGAAGCUGGUGAACUUGAUAUUGCCCUGCAUCUACUGGAACAAUGCGAAGACAUCAUUUUUGCUGCAGACCAUACCAAUUGGACACCAGUUGCGAGUAUAGCAAUCAUGCCGGCUGCAGUUGAGAGUGCUAGUCAGCUUGGAUUUUGGAAAAAAUGGAUUUAUCAUUCCAUACCUAUACCAUCAACUACAAUAACAGAUAAUGUUUGUUUAGACAUUCACCAAGAAGGCGAAAAUAAAAGCAUUCAAGGUAUGUAUAUAUGCUUAGAGAAAGCACGUGGGGGUAAGAAAACCCAAACUUCUAAAUUCUCUCAAAUGAUUUGAAAAUGAAGUGAAAUAUGAAUUUUUAAUACUUUGCUUGCAACAGGGCAUGGUAUACUGCACCGAUUCAUCUCUAACGUCUAUACUUUGUUAGGUAUAUCAUAUAAUCCUUUAGAUAUUUCAUACAUUGUACGUUUUCAAAUAUUUUAAGCACAACCUCGAGAUAGUUACACAUAAGUUGUGAAUAUGUGCGUGUGUGUGUGUGUGUGUAUAUAUAGGAGUGAAGGAAAUAUAUGAGCUGAAGUUGCUUCAUGCUCGAGCAUCUCAAAUCCUAAACAUAGUUUGUCGGAGGGCACCUCUUUUCGAUA
Molecule: messenger RNA, 1468 nt
Organism: Neltuma alba
Lineage: Eukaryota; Viridiplantae; Streptophyta; Magnoliopsida; Fabales; Fabaceae
Exons: 5
Coding region: 78-746 (222 amino acids)
Molecular function (GO): protein binding
Source: RefSeq, a predicted model, not a curated record